AUGUGACGGAGGUAAAUGGAUAACGUAAACUGUACAUGUGUGCAUUACCUGUUGAAUGACCCCUGGCAGUUUAUGUAGGUGUUGGAAUAAGAUGACGGUUGCUCCAUUUUAUUCUCAAAACUUUUACUGUCGAUAGAUAUCUUUUCACAGUUAUCAUAUUCGAAAGCAUAAUGAGUACCUCCUCCCUACCCUCAUCAGUAUCCGGGAGUGCGAGGGGUACCCCGAUACCCAUGAACACGUCUGGAUCAUUUUCACCUGUACCACUGCCUUACAAGGCAUUAUCCACCAGCCCUUCAGUUGUAUCACUUGCCAAAUCAAGUGAUGAUGAACUGCGACAUAGAGGUGUUGACGAACUUGUCAGGAUUGUUCGUCAUGUAGAAUCUGAAAUACGAUCCAUGUUGGCAGAACACAGUAGUAUUAUAAAGGAUGUGAAUAGAAGAAUUCAGAUAAAUGUGCUAGAAAUAAGGGGUCUCAAGGACAUCAAUCAAAAACUGCAAGAUGAUAAUCAAGAACUGCGUGAUUUAUGUUGCUUUCUGGAUGAUGACAGGCAACGUGGUCGUAAACUUGCACGUGAAUGGCAGAGGUUUGGUAGAUACACUGCUAGUGUUAUGCGAAGUGAAGUUGCAGCAUACCAGGAAAAGCUGAAAGACUUAGAAAUGAAACAAGAGGAAUUGAUCUCUGAUAAUGCAGACCUGAAAGAGCUAUGUUUAUACCUAGACCAAGAGAGAUUGGGACCAUCCCAUGUACGAGAUGAUGGUGAUGGGAGCAGCAACAGUACUACAGCAGGUGGUGAUGAGACUUCUCCUCAGAUGACAAUCAACUCUUCAAAUCAAAGUGCUCCUGAAAGUUCCAAUGGUCACAAUUAUGUACAACAACUAGAAGAAAAAGUCAAAGUAUUGGAAGAGGAAAAGACACAGUUAGCACAGAGAGCAGAAAGAAAUGGCGGAGAUGGAUAUAGAGCAACAGAUAAAAAAUCUCCAUCAGUACCUAAAGAUCACAGAUCGGACAAGAGUCCAAGUCCUUCCAAACAGAGAACUGCACCAAUGGGGAAUUUGUUUGAAGGCUACAACAACAAUCCUUCACAGGUCAAAGGGUCAAGGUUAUCUGAGAGUCCGACGAAACCAGAGGCUGUGGUCAGAGCCAUGAAGGUGUUGGAGGUACAUGAGCAGUUGGAGAGGCCCCAGACUGAUGUUGGGGAGGAGAACUUGGGAGAUUCAGAGAAGGCAAUCGUCAGGGAGAUGUGUAAUGUUGUUUGGAGAAAACUGGGGGAUGUGGGGUCUGACCGAGCAUCAGAUCAAGACACAAAUCAGACCCAACAACAUGUGUAUGAAAACCUUCCUCCAAGGCAGACAACAAAUCCCCCUCCACUUCCCCCUAGCCACCGACAACCCCCAAAACCUCCAUCCUCAUUACCAAUGUCCCAGUCCAAACCUCCACCUCAUGUCAGGUCCCCUCCAUCUACACAUGCUUCGACACCACCUCCUCCAUCUCACAUCCAAGUUUUACCGUCACCAGACUUCACUCCACCUCAAUCAGCCCCACCCUACAUACCGGCAGGGUUUGAUCGGGCAGUCAGCAGUUCACCUAAGCAAUUUCCCACUUAUCACAGUCCCCAGGAUGGGUUUGACACUGUGCCCUACCCUGGUACUACUCACACUGUCCAUGCCCAGGCUGUGCCUCGCCCCCAACAGUAUCAGCCUCCUCCACCCCCACCUCCACCUACAAAACUUCAUGACCGACCCCUUCCUCCAUACCAGCAUCACCUUGAACGUUCUCAUCAACCAUCACCACACAUGUUCCAUGCCAGUCAAGUUCCUUUCCAUUCAAACACUGACAGAAUUCCACCAUCUGGGCCACACAAGAUGUACCAUGAUCCUAAACACAAUAAACCAGACAGAAGGAAUUACACCGACUCUAGGAAUCUGAAUGAUUCCCGGGAUUCACAUGGAUCAAGAGGAUCACAGGCCAGUAAGUAUUCUGACCCACGAUAUCAAAGAGAGAGAGUUGCAAACAGGGAUUCACGAGAACGAAUGCAAAAUAUUCAGGAUCGACGUGAUGGCAGUGGCACAAGAGAGGGCAGAGAUCAUGUACCACAGUCAAGGGAAUCCAGUCUCACUAGGGAAUCAAACAGUAGUCAAGAUCCAAGAGUUCUCAAUCAGGACUCAAGAGACAAUCACAACAUCAGAGAUAAAGCUGGACUGCCUGUUAAAGAUUCAAGAGAAAUUGGAUCUAGUAGUAAAGAUAUGAGAGAUCAUAGCAGAGACUCAAGAGAAUCGAGGAAUCACAGUUCUUUUCCAGGUAGGGACCUCAGGGAACAUGGCCCCACCUCUAAAAAGGAUCCAAGAGACUAUGGUCCCCCUAUUAACAGGGACUCUAUGGAACAACCAGAUAGAGAGAAAAGAGAGUAUGGAGCCCCAGGAGGAAGAGAUUCUUGGUAUCCACCAGACUUUCGACAGCAAGAUGUUCGUAUUAACCAUGAUCCUCGUGGCCAGUUUGAAAGGGGAUCCUAUCAUUAAAAAUGAAAAAGAGUGCUAAUUGAAUAGGAUGUAUUGGCAAAACAACUUUGGUUCCCUUGGCAACAAUGCCUGUGUGCCCAUUGUAAAUUCUGGUGUGCUGGUCUGGAAAAGACAAAUAAAAUCUUGUGAAGUCUGGAAAACUUAGAUUGAUAUAUAUUGAGCUGCUUCUGAAAGCAGAGUUAAAAUUUGCUAGAGAGAAAGACCACUGUCUGAAUUUCAAAGUUAGAGUGAUCAUAUGUGUUGUAAGAUUGAAUAGGGUUUUAAAAUGGCUUUGUCUGAAAACAAGAUCACCUCAGGUAAAGGCCCAGACAUUUUUAGUAGAGUUACAACAUUUUGAAAUGAUUACCAUGGAUACAUGUCAUGCAUUUAUUAUAUAUAGAAGAAAUAAGAUAAAUUUCUUAAUGAAAUAGUAAAUAGGAAAAGAAAACAAGAUUCUACCUUAAACUUAACCAUUACAUCAUGAGGAUAUUUCGUUAUUUAUUUAUUCAUAAGUUAUACCGUUUGUUUUUUAAAGUUUGGCAGCCCACAUUUACAUUUUGUGUAUAAUUUUUUAUUGUUGAGAAGUAACAUGGUAUCACAUUACUUGCAAUUAUUGUCAGUUUCACAUUUUGUAAGAAUAUGUAUAUGUCUGUAUACAGAGUAUAUGUGUUAUAUGUAUAUCUGUAUGCAUAGUUUAAUGUAAUGAGACUUCUUAACGAUGCCUUCAACACCAAAUUAUAAACAUCACAGGUCAUUACAGGUCAAAGAACUUUUCAGCAACACAUACCCAUUUUAUUAUCAUCAUAGUAUCAUGAUAGUAUUAACUCUAUAUGAAUUCUUAGUAAGUAACCUUAGGUAGUUACAUUAUAAAGUGCUUUUAACUUUAUAUAACAUAAACAGCCUGGUAAAAUUAUAAUGAUUCAAUACAUUACAAAAAAUGGUGAAAUUAUGAUAUAAACAAUAAGGCAAAAGUGUAAUAUCCCAAGCAACAUUGUAAAAAAAUAAAACUAGGGUAAAAUGUGAACAAAAGAAAAAUUUACAUGAAGACUCCUGAAAUAGUACCAGGUGUUCAGGAAGAGUAAGCAUCUUCUGCUUUAUCAAUGACACAGGCAUUGUAAACCUUAGUCAGUCAAACUGUAUGUUAAAGAACAUGGUAAAUUUUAAUAUCUCAAACAUCCAAGUAAAACUGUGACAUGUUUAGUUAUGUCUAUAAUUGCUUUGUGUAGUAUUAACAGCCAGGGUCAUUACAUGUUAAAGGUCAUGGUAAUAUUAUAAUAUCCCAAACAGCAUGGUAAAACUAUUAUACAAUAA
Messenger RNA from Ylistrum balloti, 3806 nucleotides. Its product is annotated as zinc finger CCCH domain-containing protein 13-like. The record is from RefSeq and is a predicted model, not a curated record. The transcript has 6 exons. Bases 171 to 2516 code for a protein of 781 amino acids. Lineage: Eukaryota; Metazoa; Mollusca; Bivalvia; Pectinida; Pectinidae.